CCAUCACUUCCGAUGAAACAAACCGACGCUUUAAUUUCCGCUAGACAGGUGUCUGGCCGCUUGCGAAUCUCAUUCGCAAUAUCGUCUCUGCCAUUUGUCUUCGAUUUCUUCGUCUAGGUAUUCUGGGUAGCUUCACUUGCUUCAGAUCCAACCCUGCAGCCGCCCUACCGCAUCGGCUAUACUAUUCCGAUCGCUACUAUGUCUGAGUCGCCGCCUCCACCCUCGUGGACUAUCGCCAGCAUGGCCAAUAGCGCCGUCCAAUUUUUGCGAUUACCGGUUUUGGCCUCAUCUGGUCUCGCUGUUGUAGCCAGUGGUCUGUUGUACUUUAAGCAGAAUGAACUGAUCUAUCCUCGAAAUGUCCCUGUUGACGCCCGCACCAAUGUUCCCAAGCCACAGCAAUUUGGCAUCACAGAUUACGAAGAACUCCAUCUUCCUACCCCGGACGGGGAAACACUACAUGCCCUCUUCAUUCGUCCUACACGCAAACGAAUCUCCCAAGACCUUACAGUGUUAAUGUUCCAUGGGAAUGCGGGAAAUAUCGGCCAUCGUGUACCCAUCGCCAAGAUACUACAAGAGAUCCUAGGUUGCAAUGUGUUGAUGCUGGAGUAUCGCGGCUACGGUCUUUCGACCGGUACACCGGAUGAGGCAGGCUUAAAAGUUGAUGCGCAAACCGGUCUAGAUUAUCUGCGACAAAGGGCCGAGACCAAAGAUAGCCAGAUUAUCGUCUAUGGGCAGAGCCUGGGCGGAGCGGUUGCGAUUGACCUUGUCGCCAAGAACCAAGACAAUGGAGCAAUCGCCGGUCUAAUCCUCGAGAACACCUUCCUGAGCAUUCGCAAGUUAAUUCCCACGGUCUUUCCUCCCGCGCGAUAUCUCGCUCGCUUUUGCCAUCAAUAUUGGACAAGCGAAGAUGUAUUGCCCAAAAUUACGAAAGUGCCUAUUCUUUUCCUCAGUGGGUUGAAGGAUGAAAUAGUACCUCCGUCCAAUAUGACCCAACUCUUCGCCAUCUGCAAGUCCAGCCGCAAAGUCUGGCGUACUCUCCCCAAUGGUGGUCACAACGAUAGUGUUGCCGAACCGGGGUAUUUUGAACAUAUUCACUCUUUCAUCAUGGAGGAGAUCGUCCGGCAUGAGUAGUGAAGGAACUGUCCAUCUCUUGAUUUCUAGUAAUCGGUGGUUUGCUGUUUCUGUGAUGAUAUCAUGUGUUUCUUAGCACUAGUUCCGGGCUUCACGAUUGCUCAAUGUUCCUGUGACUUUACUUUAUUCUUGUUGACUUGCCCUUGCGUUGUUUAUUAGAGUGGUGUUCAGGAUGCUUCUGGUUGGCUGCCUUCAUCUUUGUUUGUUUUCAGGAUUCGAUAUUUGAAAUGCGUUAUGGAAUCCGCUUGUUUUUUACAAGAGAUAUUUAGCUCAGCAACUAAUGAACAAAACUUCCGAUCAG
This is a messenger RNA of Aspergillus homomorphus CBS 101889, 1432 nucleotides long. Its product is annotated as alpha/beta hydrolase. Gene Ontology annotation, molecular function: palmitoyl-(protein) hydrolase activity. Bases 199 to 1131 code for a protein of 310 amino acids. Gene Ontology annotation, cellular component: membrane. The transcript has 4 exons. The record is from RefSeq and is a predicted model, not a curated record. Lineage: Eukaryota; Fungi; Ascomycota; Eurotiomycetes; Eurotiales; Aspergillaceae.